This is a messenger RNA of Mycetomoellerius zeteki, 1889 nucleotides long. RefSeq lists its product as uncharacterized. Gene Ontology annotation, biological process: sensory perception of smell; detection of chemical stimulus involved in sensory perception of smell. Gene Ontology annotation, molecular function: olfactory receptor activity; odorant binding. Gene Ontology annotation, cellular component: plasma membrane. Lineage: Eukaryota; Metazoa; Arthropoda; Insecta; Hymenoptera; Formicidae. The transcript is spliced from 9 exons. Bases 1 to 1797 code for a protein of 598 amino acids. The record is from RefSeq and is a predicted model, not a curated record.
AUGCAAGAGAAAGUAACGCUAAAGAAGGCGAUUGCCAUUAUGAAGUUGAGUCUGUUUGUUAUAUGGUUUUGGCCGCUACCAUUAGGCACUUCUAAAUACAAAAUUCUGUGCGUGAAGCUAUAUCAGUAUAUCUGUAUAUUAAUGACUAUAGGCGUAAUAUCGUCGGUAAUAUAUGGUCUUGUGAAAAAUAAGAAUACCAAUGAUCUCGAUGGUUUUAUGAGAUCAUUGUUCUCUUUGGUCACCUGUAGCCACGUUAUUGGCAACAUUCUGUGUCACCUAAUUAUUUAUCAACGAUUACAAUACGUUACUCUCGAAAUGGAGAAUUUUUGCGCAUUGAUCAAGCCUCACGAGGAAACGAUUGUUCAGCGGGAGUAUGUUGAUAAGUAUUCCAAUUUUUAUGGUUUCUGCAUAAGUUUAUUCUACAUGAGUCUCUUCGGCCUUUUUAUGGGACCUGUCAUGCUAGACCAGUCGCUUCCAACAGCUGCUGAUUUUCCAUUUGAUGCGUCUCAUCAACCGUUAAGGGCUAUUACGUAUAUGCAUCAGAUCAUAGUUGGUCUGUUCAUAUCUGCACAUUUAUGUGUUAACGCUUUUAUGGGGCUUUUGAUCUGGCUGGCUUCAGCGAGAUUUAAAUUGUUGACCGAAGAGUUACGAACAAUUACGAAUAUCUAUAAUUUCGCGAAAUGCAUCGAAAAGCAUCAAAAAUUAAUCGAGUAUGCGGGAGAGGUAGCCCUUACAGUUCGACCCUUUGCAAUGGUAACUGUACUUUUCUCUACUGUAGCAUUAAUAAUAUUUGGCCUUGUUUUUAUUGCAACUACGAAUGUAGCACAAGCAGCUUUUGAAACAGAUUGGUGUGUUGAAUCUGAAUAUCUUAGGAAAAACUUACAAAUGGUUAUACUGAGAAGCCAAAAGCCAAUACUAGUUGCAUUACCAUGCGGUUUGCCCUCGUUGUCCUUACGUUAUUAUGCAUCGUCGGUUACUUUCGAAAUGGAAAAUUUCUGUGAAUUACUUAAACCUUGCGAAGAAGCGAUCCUUCAACGAUAUAUCAAUAAAUGCGUCUAUUUCUAUGGUGGCUCUAUGUUUUGGAUAUAUCUAAGUGCCGUUUUCAUUAUGUCUGGACCUCUUACGCUAGAUCAACCGUUUCCAACAAAUGCUGAGUAUCCAUUCAAUGUUUAUCAUCAACCUUUAAGAUCUAUUAUCUUUAUACAGCAGACUAUAGCUUGCGUGCAAGGUGCUGCCCAGCUAUGUAUGAAUAUCUUUAUGGCGCUCUUAAUAUGGUUUACGUCGGCAAGACUUGAAAUACUCAUCGGAAAACUGCAAAGAAUCACAAACAUUUCUGAAUUAAAGAAAUGUAUUCAAGAACAUCAAAAUCUAUUAAAAUAUGCGGAAGAAGUGACCAUUUUAAUUCGCCCUAUAGCAUUAUCAACUGUGAGCUUCAGUACUAUCGCAUUAAUAAUAGUAGGCCUCAUUUUGUUGACCGAUCAGCCAUUGUCAAUGAAAAUCCAAUGCGUUGGUAUAAUGUUUAGUGGACUGUCAGUGGUAUUCAUGUAUACAUGGCCAGCCGAACAUUUGAUUCAUAUAAGUGAUGAAAUUGGACAGGCAGUCUUUGAUAUGGAAUGGUAUCAACAACCAGUCGCUCUAAGGAAGACUCUACAGAUAAUUAUGUUAAGGGCUCAAAAACCAGUAAUUAUCUCAGUACCAUGUGUUAUGCCCGCAUUAUCUUUAAAAUACUAUGCAUCGUAUUUGUCGACUAUAUUUUCCUAUUUCACAACGCUACGAGUAACCAUGCAAAAUGUUUGAGACAGAAUGAGCAAAAACAUGUGCUGCUGAUAAAAUUGGAAAAUAUGCAAGCAAUUAUAUUAAAUAGCUAAAAAUCAAUGUUUAUUUUAUUG